Spinacia oleracea (spinach) is the source of this 1646-nucleotide messenger RNA. Its product is annotated as cytochrome P450 81Q32. Gene Ontology annotation, molecular function: iron ion binding; heme binding; oxidoreductase activity, acting on paired donors, with incorporation or reduction of molecular oxygen. The coding region runs from base 1 to 1545 and encodes 514 amino acids. Lineage: Eukaryota; Viridiplantae; Streptophyta; Magnoliopsida; Caryophyllales; Amaranthaceae. The record is from RefSeq and is a predicted model, not a curated record. The transcript has 3 exons.
AUGGAGUUUAGUAUGUCCAUGAUGGAAGAGUUAAAUUGGUUCACUUGGGCAAUCACACUGUCAAUUGUUUUGUUAGUUUAUAUAUUAUUUUCGAUAACUUGUAAGAAAAACAAGAAAAAACUACCUCCAAGUCCCCCAUCUCUUCCCAUAAUUGGGCACCUUCAUAUGAUAAAACGACCCCUACACCAAACACUCCAUGAAAUAUCAACAACUUACGGAGAAAUCUUACUCCUCAAGCUUGGGGUGCGUAAAGUCCUCCUUAUCUCCUCCCCCUCAGCAGUGGAAGAAUGUCUGGUAAAAAACGACACUAUCUUUGCUGAUCGACCAGAUACCCUUGUUGGGAGGCUCCUGCAUUACAACAACACAUCAAUUGCCUUUUCACCCUACAAUGAUCAUUUCCGGACUCUCAAAAGGCUCAUGACCCAAGAAGUGUUUUCAUCUACAAAGAUCCCCCUUUUUUCUGGGAUUCGCCAAGAUGAAUGCAACUUCCUAAUUCGGAAUUUGUUCCAAGAAACUGCUUCUGAUGAGCCUGUAAAAGUCAAUUUAAAUCAAGGGUUUAAUCACUUGGCGCUCAAUAUUAUGACAAUGAUGACUGCUGGCAAGAGGUACUACGGAAAGGAUAUUGAGGAUGCAACUCAAGCAAAGCAGUUCAGCGAAUUACUAAGGGAGGGAUCAGUGUUGAGUGCAGCUGAUAAUCCAGGAGAUUUUCUACCUAUACUAAAGUUUCUGUUUCGAGGUUUGGAGAAACAAAUGGUGGCAUGGAUGGACAAAACGGACAGUUUCUACCAACAGCUCCUAGACGAACGAAAGAGCAAAGUCAAUACGGAUGGUACCAAGGCUAUUAUUGAUGUUCUUAUUUCAGCACAAAAACAGGAUCCAGUCUUCUUUACCAACGAAGUCAUCAAGGGUAUGAUUAUGGUACUAGUACUUGCUGGAGCAGACACCACAGCAGCUACUAUAGAAUGGGCAAUGUCACUUCUCCUAAACCACCCAGAGGCUAUGAAGAAAGCACAAGAAGAAAUAGAUGAUGUAAUAGGACAUGAUCGCCUAUUGAACGAAGAGGAUAUAUCAAAACUACCAUACCUCCAAAAUGUCAUAAACGAGACCCUCCGCUUGUACCCACCAACUCCGCUUCUUCUCCCACAUGAGUCAUCAGAGGACUCUACUAUUUGUGGUUACGAUGUCCCCCGAGGAACCAUGUUAAUGGUUAGUCUAUGGACUAUACAUAGAGACCCAAAGAUAUGGAUGGAGCCUGAAAAUUUUAAUCCAGAGAGAUUCGAGGGGAAGGAAGGGGAAUCUCUAUACAAGCUUUUGCCAUUUGGGCUUGGAAGGAGAGCUUGUCCUGGCUAUGCUAUGGGUAAAAGAUCAGUAUGUUUAGUGUUAGGGACAGUGAUUCAGUGCUUCAACAUGGAGCGAGCUAGUAAAGAAAUGGUCGAUAUGUCACAAUCCACUGGACUUACUAUGCCUAAAGCUAAGCCAUUGGAAGCCAUGUGCAAAGUUCGUCCUUGCAUGGCAACCUUACUUGCUACAGAAUUCAAUGUAUAGGCAUAAUGGAUGUUGUACUAUCUAAACAAUGAAUUAGUCGUCCCGCCCCCUGUUUCUGAAUAAUUUUUUGAGUUUCAUAUUGAGCUUCUUCCAGUUUUCAA